GGGGCCACGGGCCGCGCUCACCGUGACGCCGCACCCGCCAUUCCCGCAGGCCUCGCCCCGCCCCGGGCGACUCUCGAUGACGUCGCGCGCGGCGCGGGCCGAUGACGUCACGCGGAAGGCGCGAGGCUGCGCGACGGUGGGUUAGAGAAGAGCUGUAAACCAUGGCAACGGCACUACGAUGUGUCCGUCAUGUGCCUUCCCUGCUUUAUCGUUCCUGGUGCGGCGCGGUGCGGAGGCUGCCGCAGGCUCCCGCGGGCUGCCCAGCCUCGCUCCUGGACGGCUGCGGGCAGCGUGUCCAGCUGGUGCUGCUGGCCAGGCAGCUGGCUACCAAAAAAGCUAAAGGUAAAGGCCAGGCUCCAGCCAAAGUGAAUAUCAGUGCCACCCUAGUGGAGGAUAUUAUCAAUUUGGAGGAAACCAAUGAAGACAUGCAGGCAGUGAUAGAAGCUCUGAAAGAAGAUUUCAGCAGAAAUCUCAGUGUUAGAACCUCACCAGGGGCCCUUGAUCACAUAAUCGUGAUGACAAGAGACGGGAAGUUUCCGCUGAACCAGCUGGGGCAGAUCUCACAGAAGUCACCGCAGCUCAUUGUAGUGAACAUGACCAAUUUUCCAGAGAGCACAGCUGCGGCUGCGAAGGCUAUAAGGGAGAGUGGCAUGAACCUGAACCCAGAAGUGGAUGGGACAAUAAUUCGGGUGCCAAUUCCUAACUCUCGGAAGGUGUUUAUGAAAGAAUAUACAACAGAGAGAUGUGGUGGAAUUGCCAGAAUUACAGCAGGUGUGCAGAAAAGGCAAACAAAUCGGAAAUUAAGAGACAAUACAGUUUCUGCAGAGGUGGAUUCUUUUGUGAGGGGAGGCAUGAGAAAAGUAAAAUCAAGCCCGAAUUGUCCUUGUCUGCUAUUAAAAACACUUUUUAGCCUUACCUAUCAUGGAUGCACACGAGUCGUAUUUUACCUUGUGCAGGUCCAGCUCUGUUUUAGCACUUGAGAGUUUCAACUGAGCAUUUUAAAAUGGAGUUUACUUUUCAGUAUUUAUUCUUUUAGUUUAGUUUUUGCAUUGCAGUUUUAACAGAAAAAAUACACUCCUUUCGUUCGUGUUUACUUCUGCUUCCUGCUAGGAUCCCCUCUGCUCCCCAAGGCAUUCGCUUGUUUGUGUUGCUAGCCCUGCAUAGGCAAUAUUUAUUUGUAUAAAAAGUAUACUCUGAGGGUUUAAAAAGAAAAAAAAAAAAAAAAGAAAAAAAAGAAAGCAAGCCAGCCAUGGGAACAUUUGUAUUGGUUGAUCCCUUGGCCGAAUUUGACCUGACCUUGUGUCUUUUAUGGUAUUGCCUCAUUUUUAGAUUCAUCUUUUUUGGACCCAUUGUGUUGCACUGGAUAUUGUUUGUAAAUCAGUAAUAUUUUUACACAUGCUUUACUGAAAGCCAGAUGACUCAUUUGAAAGUUUAAUGACUCAUUGUGAGCUUUUUUUCCUUUGCCCUUUAAGAAAUAUGCAAAGACACCUACUAUGGGGAGAAAGGACUCAAAAAAAUUCAUUGUAAAAAACCCCAAAGCUGUUUCUGAGCUGCGUUGCUCCGAGUCACUCCUCGCCCGAAGCCUCCCGCAUGCUUUUUAUUGAGCAAUAUACAUUGCACCCUAUGUUUAUCUGCAAUUAUGCAUGCAGAGUAUUUAGUUAAGCCUACUUUCCUUUAACGAUCCCUCUCGUUCACAGGAAAUUCCUAGCAUUUGAGAUACAGAAAUUGCUCUUACCUGCAUAAGCGUCGUGUGUUGGAGAGGAGCUGUGGCCUGUGUCGUGCUGGCUGCGGGUCUGCUCCAGCGGUAUCCGAGGGGCGCCGCGCUUACACUGCUGUGGGAAGCAGAAAAAGAGGAGAUGUUACCCGUGUGUGUUUCUGAACACCCUGGCGUGUCGGUCCCCGAGCUCUGUGCUGGUCCUGGCAGGGCAGGACUCUCCCUGAGGGAACGGCAGGAUUUGAGCCCGCUGCUUCUCCAGCUGCAGGGAAGGGGGGACGAGUGAGGACCUUGUCCUCAUUUCCAACUUUGGGCACCCCUUCCCACCUAUUUUUGGCUUUAAAGAGGGGGUAGGGGCAAUGGUUACUAGAUAGAAAACAUAUCUAAGAACAGCUUGAAAAUCCCAGAUCUAAGGGCAGGAUUAAAACAACUGUCCUCAGAAACCAAGGGCCUGGCUCACGUUGAUGGAUUCCUUAACCAGAAACAGCAUCUGCUUGAAAAAGUGUCUGUUUCUGGCAUUGUUGGUAGCAUUGCUGAGAAUUUACACACAGUCUGGCUGGAACAUAAAACCCGCUGAGAAACUCCACGGCGCUGCAUGGUGAUAAAAAGAAAUUGGUGUUAAUAAAGACAGACAAGGAGGCAUGAAGGCUGUGACCCCGUGCCAAGAAGCAUAGGAAAUCUGGCAGCGCUGCAUAAACAAAAACAUUUCCUUAAAGGCUCAGCAGCCCCAAGCAGGCGAGUGAUACCCUCAGCAUAACUCGCAAAAGCCGAGCGGGAGCGGGGAGGCAAAUAGCUGACAGCGACCAAGGCCGCCCUGCUGCGGAUCGACUGCCCCUCGCCACCCAGCAGGAGAUGAGAGAGAUUUCCAGCUCUCUCCUCCAAGUUUAGCAGCCAGGGUGGACUCCCUGUCCCCCUAAAAUCUGCUUGAGAAUCUGAGCUCACCCAGACCUCUGUCUGUUAGCCAGCUUUGCUGGUUUCGCGUAUGCCGCGGGACCCGCGGCUGGGGAGAUGGAACACGAGAAGCCCUGAAGGCAUCAAUGUGGGGAUGCAGAGGAAACCACAAGCGACCCGGCUCACUUCUAUGUAGGUGUUCAGUCCAGGCUUGAGCCUGUGCUGACCAGAAGCCUCUUGGCAUGUAUGAAAUUCCCUGUCCCUCUCCCUCCGGCUGCCCCUCAGCGGGGAGGCCCCGGGCAAGGGCAGCGUGUGUGCGAGGGGCACCCUGGAUGCCGGGGCUGGGUUCCUGCUGUCUGGGUCCAUCGGCUUUUCUAGCAAUCCCAAAUUCCUGUAAUGACUAAUGGGUUCUGGGAAGCCUAUUCCCUCUUGCACUACGAAAUAAAGAUAACUGGCGAGAGGCCAGCGCCUCUGCAGACGUCGACUGCGAGCAACCUGGCUGCCGAGGGAAGGUAUUGGCACGUGUGCGACUCGCUGGGCUGAGCACAGGCUCGGGGAGGGCUGAGAGUCCCAUCGUGCUCCAACAGCCUCCCCGUAACACACACCCACACCGGGGCAGAGCUGGUGCUGCCCUGGGAGCCCUCGUCCCGUGUUUCCUGAGCUCUCUGCAGAAAGAGUCUUGGCCUCAGUGUUUUGGUGACCCAGGCUGUUGCAGCCAAUUUCUAAAUACUCCUGUGAAAUGUUUAUUUUGCAAUACCUCUUGCUAGCAAGUCUCAGCGAGUGCACCAGGGUCUUUUCAUUCUCAAGGCGGUCUGGAAACUUCAAUAGGCAUGAAAAUAAUUAAAAUAUUAUUGUUAAGCACUAGCAGUUGAUGUUGACAGUGGUCAGCUGUAGGUGCAGGAGUGUUACCAGAGCGGAGGUGACACGUCAGCCGCUCCUGUGCCUUGUUCAGAUGGCCAGGCUCCCUUCUCACCUGCAGUUUUUAGUUUGAGAUAGGAAAUGGAGGAUUUUCUUGUGGUACCACAGCAGUAACCGAGACCACGGGGAAGGUAGAGCUGAAGUUCUCCUGCACCGAGUUACCUCUGGUUGUACUGAGCACUCAUUUCAGAGCCGUGUUUAGCAUCAGCCUCUUGUCAAACAGCGCAUUACAUGUCAUCUUGGUGGAAAAGCCUGGUCGUGAUGAGCUGGAAUAAGGUUGAGUGAAACGUAAGCUCUGUGUCUUCCAGAUAUAUAUUUUGGGUUCUUCAGUUGCAGGGAGACGAUACAGAGUUUCAGGCAGGGACAGAGUGUCCUCCUGGCUCUGUAGGAUUAAACUUCUCAGCUCCAUCUCCCAGGUCUGGAGCUGGAUUUUUCCCUCUUUCCCACAGAGGCUUUGGCAGCAGAGAAAAGGCAAGUCUGAACAUUUCAGCAUGACUUUCAGGCACUGCAGUGACAACUAUAAACCAAGUAAGGUUCAGUCCAAGUCCCUCAGCUUAGGGCUGUGCUGGGAACUUUCCAUUCCAGGCUCAAGACUUGGCGCUCUGGGAUGUGCUGCCCUGUGAUGCUGUGCAGAGGUGUCUGGUUCACUUGGGUGGACCAGACCAGGAUGAAAACAUGCCCUGAGCUGUUAAGUCCUUCUGCUCUUGCAAUGUAGGGCCUCCAUGCAGAGCAAGCUCUUUCUUUUGGGUGUCCCUGUGCAGCCCGGCGGCGCUAAGCCAGUUGGAGAGGUGCUGCAGCAGAGAGAAUCACUGCAUCUGCCCAAAGUCCAUCGCAGAAAAUUAAUCUGGCUGUGCUGCACAUGACCCGUUUUUUCCUUUCGGUGUUCUCUUUCCCAUCGC
Cuculus canorus (common cuckoo) is the source of this 4422-nucleotide messenger RNA. It is a transcript of the gene MRRF, whose product is annotated as mitochondrial ribosome recycling factor. The transcript is spliced from 6 exons. Gene Ontology annotation, molecular function: ribosomal large subunit binding. The coding region runs from base 162 to 980 and encodes 272 amino acids. Gene Ontology annotation, biological process: translation. Gene Ontology annotation, cellular component: mitochondrion. NCBI's taxonomy places the organism in Eukaryota, Metazoa, Chordata, Aves, Cuculiformes, Cuculidae. The record is from RefSeq and is a predicted model, not a curated record.